CCCAGUCAUACCACAGGGCAGCAAUAAAACACAACAAGAAAUAAACACAGAAAUAAAACCAAAAAAAAAAAAAAAAUCGAUUUGCGAUCGAAGGUUUUCGGUGAUUAAUCCAAUUUCUCGAGGUUGUUGCCGAUCAAGCCUUCACGUACCUACUACAAUGGAGAUGAAGAAGAUCGCCGCCGCCGCCCUUGUCGCCGCCGCCGCCUCCAUGAGCGUGGCCAUGGCUUCUGAGGCUGCCGCUGCCGCUGCCACCCCUGCUGCCGGCGCCGCCCCUGCUGCCGGUGCACCAGGCCCUGCUGCGGCAGCAAGCGAUGCCUUUGCUGCCUUGCCUGCCGUCGGAUCCUUGCUCGGGGCUUCUCUCUUCUCCUUCUUCGCCGCCUACAUGCACUGAGCUCAUCCGCCCGGACGACGCUUUCGAAUCAACGAACAAAUAUUUGACAAUGAAAAUGGCGGGAAGGGGAUUAUUACUAUAGUAUUUUAAUUUUAAUUUUAAUUAUUAUUUAGUAGUGGACAAAAAAAAUCAAAGAAAAAUAGAAUAAAGGAGCUUGGAUUUGAUGGAAUGUAUCUUUUAUUUUCUAUCAUUUUUCUUUGAUAAUUAUUAAUUAAAAUUAUUUACUUUA
This is a messenger RNA of Ipomoea nil (Japanese morning glory), 620 nucleotides long. RefSeq names its product arabinogalactan peptide 23-like. The record is from RefSeq and is a predicted model, not a curated record. Bases 158 to 391 code for a protein of 77 amino acids. The transcript has a single exon. NCBI's taxonomy places the organism in Eukaryota, Viridiplantae, Streptophyta, Magnoliopsida, Solanales, Convolvulaceae.